Molecule: messenger RNA, 633 nt
Organism: Paramuricea clavata
Lineage: Eukaryota; Metazoa; Cnidaria; Anthozoa; Malacalcyonacea; Plexauridae
Source: the annotation of a GenBank genome assembly
AUGAUAUUGUUGCCGAGACAGGACUCGUUUGAAAUUGAAAUGACCGAUAGUUUAAAAUACAUGUUGGGUAUAACAGAAUGGAAUGUUCACUCCAUAAUCAGCCAAAUUAAAGAGCAAUUUGAGAAGAAUGUGCCAGAUGCAUCCCUAUCAAUGUUGCAAAUCAUGCUGCUUGCGACAGGACUUCAACCUGAACACUACACAUUUCACAGGAAAUUUAUGCCCGACAUGAGUAAUGGUAUAAAGAAAAUGUUCAUUUAUUGUGAUGAGGUGGAACAUUCUAUUGUGGGUAAUGUUAAAGCAAGACAUUUAGCAAGUAUACCAAUUGUAACCGAGGAUCAAGGAAGUUCGUCAUUGUGCAAUUAUAGACCACCGGAAGUAACUCGAGGGUUAAUUAAAUGUAACAUUAAAGAUUUACAUAUAGGCAUAUACGAUACAACCUUCACAGCACUACCGUUUUCUGCUGGUACUAUUACUAUUGAGUGUGUGAUAGAAAAAAAUAUGUUGAAACUAGAGAUGACCGUGCAAAAUCAAGAACUGGUUCCCACGAGUUAUAAAUUGUAUAAGUAUGAGACUUUUAACUUGGCCAACAUGAAGACGAAAAAAAUACUACAACUUGAGUUAUGUUUGGGUUAA